Messenger RNA from Scaptodrosophila lebanonensis, 1898 nucleotides. RefSeq names its product ETS-like protein pointed. Gene Ontology annotation, cellular component: nucleus. Lineage: Eukaryota; Metazoa; Arthropoda; Insecta; Diptera; Drosophilidae. Gene Ontology annotation, biological process: cell differentiation; regulation of transcription by RNA polymerase II. The transcript has 4 exons. Gene Ontology annotation, molecular function: sequence-specific DNA binding; DNA-binding transcription factor activity, RNA polymerase II-specific. The annotation marks the transcript as partial. The record is from RefSeq and is a predicted model, not a curated record.
CUCAUCCAGCGCCUCAACGCCCUCAUCUGCCGUCGGCUUAGGUGCUGGCGCCGCUUUUUCGAGCGGCACCAGCGCCAGCUCUCUGGUUGGUGCUUUGGCCAGCUCCACGGCUGCCUCAUUGGGUCUGGGCUACUUUAAUGAUAUAGCGCCGUUUGUGGGCGACUAUUCGCCCACAUCGCAUCAGGCGUCUAGCAACAACAACAAUAAUGCCUACUACAACCGAUUCGGAUGCUAUAGCAAUAAUGCGCAUGAUCGCUCCCAGACUAGCCCGCCACCGCAGCAACAGAGUCAGCAGAAUGGCAACAACAAUUCAAUGCUGCCGCCUGCUGUGCAAAACUCGGCCAGUCAGGGCAACAGUAACAGCAACAACAACAACAACAAUAGCGGCAAUAGCAGCAGCAGCAACAACAACAGCGGCGGCGCUAAUGCGGGCAGUAACAACAACAACAACAACAAUAAUAAUAACAACAACAACAGCAACAUCAACUACAUGCAAAUGGCAGCAGCCGCUGCCGCAAUCUACACACAACAUCAGCUUAAAGAGGAGCCGGGCACACAAAAUCCCAACAACAGCAGCAGCAGCAACAACAACAACAACAACAGCAAUGCUGCCGCCUACGCACAAAAUCCUCAAAACGAUCCCACCGAUCUCUCCAGCUACGGCCUGCCCGCACAUUUGGCAGCCGUAGCGGCUGCUGGCCACUACGGUGGUGGUGGUGGUGGCGGUGCUGCUGCUGGCGGUGGUGGCGGUGGUGGUGGCAACUCUGGCCCUGGUGCUGGCGAUGAUAACGACUAUCACAGCACACUAUCGGCGCAGGAGCAUCAGAGUCAGGGCUCGAGUGCUGGCAAUGGCAGCGGCAGUGCCGGCAGCUCUGGCUAUCUGGAUGGCAGUCCCGAUUUCUAUAAUUCCUAUAAUCGUUCACGCUUUUCCGAUCCCUACGGCACCGAUUUCACGCACUACGAUACCACACAGUUUCAGGGCAUGGGCGGUCAGCCCGGCAUGGAUCAAUGGGGCGCACAUCCACACCACAAUCCGGCCGCUUACAUAAGCACCUUGGGUCUGGAUAAAUCCCUACUCGGCGGCUAUACGACCCAGGGUGGUGUGCCAUGCUUCACGGGCUCGGGUCCCAUACAGCUGUGGCAAUUCCUGCUGGAGCUCUUGCUCGAUAAAACGUGUUCGAACUUCAUCUCCUGGACAGGCGACGGCUGGGAGUUCAAGCUCACCGAUCCCGAUGAGGUUGCUCGUCGAUGGGGCAUACGGAAGAACAAGCCCAAAAUGAAUUAUGAGAAGCUGAGUCGUGGUCUCCGAUAUUACUACGAUAAGAACAUUAUACACAAGACAGCGGGCAAGCGCUACGUCUAUCGCUUUGUGUGUGAUCUGCAGAAUCUGGUCGGACACACGCCUGAGGAGUUGGUGGCGAAAUACGAUUUGAAAAUCGAGAAGAAGGACAUCGAUUAGCAGCGAUAUGGAAGCGAUCGAAGCAGCAUUACACCGAGUGUGGAUUCUUUCAUGUGUGCUUAGUUUUGUGCUCUGACAACACAAUUGUUUUAGCUUUUCAUAUUGGCAAAGCUGAAUAUAUACAUAUACUAUAUAUACUAUACAUACAUAUACAUACUAUAUUUUUAGCUUCAGAGUUUGUUUUCCAUGCGUGAUGUUAAAUUUUAAGCAGCAUAACCUGCGAUCUUACGACGAGAUUAAAGUGUUAAGCGCCCAAUAAUGUGUAAUGUGUAAAAAGCAGAGUAGCCUUUUAAAUUAAUUUGAAAUUAAUUUAAAUAUUCGCCCCUAGCCCUAAGUAAUUAGCCAUUACCCCUAACUCUAAUUUUAAGCUUAAGUCGUUAGCAUUGAUACUAUACUAUAUGAAGGAAACCAGUUCAAGAUACAACAGAAACGGAUUGAA